Messenger RNA from Closterium sp. NIES-65, 1308 nucleotides. The record is from the annotation of a GenBank genome assembly. Lineage: Eukaryota; Viridiplantae; Streptophyta; Zygnematophyceae; Desmidiales; Closteriaceae.
AUGCGCUGUGGACGUGUCUCUUUGCCUACCGCCCGCGCAUUCGCUCCCCUCGCGCGCAAUCGCUCCCCCCGUGAGCAAUCGCUCCCCCCGCGCGCACUCGCUCCCCCCGCGCACACUCGCUCCCCCCGCGCGCACUCGCUCCCCCCGCGCGCACUCAAUCCCCCCUCGCUCACUCGCUUUCCCCGCGCGCACUCGCUCCCUCCGCGCGCACUCGCUCCCCAGCGCGCAUUCGCUCCGCGCGCACUCGCUCCUGCACCGCGCAUUCGCUCCCCCCGCACGCACUCGCUCCCCCACCGCGCAUUCGCUCCCCCCGCACGCACUCGCUCCAUUCGCUCCCCCCGCGCACUCGCUCCCCCCGCGCGCACUCGCUCCUCCCAUGCGCAUUCACUAGCCCCGCACGCACUCCCUUUUCCGCCGGCAUGCACGCACCUCCCUGCAUUCCUUCCUUUCCGCCCCUGCAUCCCCUCAUUUCCCUCCCUGAAUCCCCUCCUUUCCCUCCCUGCAUCCCCUCCUUUCCCUCCCUGCAUCCCCUCCUUUCCCUCCCUGCAUCCCCUCCUUUCCCUCCCUGCAUCCCCUCCUUUCCCUCCCUGCAUCCCCUCCUUUCCCUCCCUGCAUCCCCUCCUUUCCCUCCCUGCAUCCCCUCCUUUCCCUCCCUGCAUCCCCUCCUUUCCCUCCCUGCAUCCCCUCCUUUCCCUCCCUGCAUCCCCUCCUUUCCCUCCCUGCAUCCCCUCCUUUCCCUCCCUGCAUCCCCUCCUUUCCCUCCCUGCAUCCCCUCCUUUCCCUCCCUGCAUCCCCUCCUUUCCCUCCCUGCAUCCCCUCCUUUCCCUCCCUGCAUCCCCUCGUUUCCCCCCUGCAUCCCCUCCUUUCUCCCCCUGCAUCCCCUCCUUUCUCCCCCUGCAUCCCCUCCUUUCUCCCCCUGCAUCCCCUCCUUUCUCCCCCUGCAUCCCCUCCUUUCUCCCCCUGCAUCCCCUCCUUUCUCCCCCUGCAUCCCCUCCUUUCUCCCCCUGCAUCCCCUCCUUUCUCCCCCUGCAUCCCCUCCUUUCUCCCCCUGCAUCCCCUCCUUUCUCCCCCUGCAUCCCCUCCUUUCUCCCCCUGCACUCCAUCCCCUUCUUUCCCUCCCUGAAUCCUCUCCUUUACCCACGGCAUCUCCUCCUUUCCCCCCCUGAAUCCCCUCCUUUCCCUCCCUGCAUCCCUCCCCUUUCCCAUCCUGCCUCCCUCCCUUCCCUUGCAUGCCCUCCUCUCCCCCCUCACUCACUCGUAACCGUCUUCCCUCUAGAAGUUGUGCAUGUAGUGCCAUCACUUGCUUAA